AUCUUUGAGGAAGUGAGCUCAGUAAGCAUUCGCCAUGCUUGCAAUGUUUUAUAGUCUGCCACUCCACAGAUGUCUGUGUGACCAACUUCAGCAUCGAACAGAAAACCAAAACCACUUCCUUGUCUUAUUUUAGUCCAAAUGGAGAAGUAAGGCAGCCAGAUGAGUGCAGUCAUUGAUUACUGUCAUAGCCACUCACAUCGUUCAUCUUGCUUUACAGACGCAAAACUUUAUUCUUCUUGAAAAUAUAUCAAGAUCACCAGAAAAAUACCAACAUGAAAGGCCUCCUCUUCCUGUUGUAUGGCACAGAAAUCCUGAGUGCAGUAUUGUGUGGGACCGAAAAUCCCACAACAUCUACUGCUGGAUUGAAUAGUUCAGGUAAAACUGAGGUACAAUCAGCCACAAUGCUGGUCACUGUUCCAACCAGUUCUUUCACUUCUCCCAGAAGCACACCUAAGAUCAGCAGCUCAAUGACAACUCGGUCACCCACACCUCCUGCCCAAUUUUCCAGUCGUCCCAGUACUUCAUCUUCACCUGGCUCACAGCCCACCACGCUGAUUGCGUAUUUUUACAGGAAGGAAUGUCUUCCGAUACUCAUGGUGACUGGAGGACUGCUUAUAGCCUGUACUUUUCUGCUGCUUUCUACUUUACUGUUAGCAUGUAAGGUGUGCCAGUUGAGCGGCCGCAUCAAGGCACUGAGAAGCAACACUGAUGUGAUGGAAUCCUUCAUGGAAAGUGCCAAGAAGGACACAAGCGAGCCAGAGACAGAACCCAAAGAGACCAACAUGCAAAUGACUGAUUUCAGUCAAACACAGGAGGAGACAGGUAAUGGUACCACUGUGGAAGAAGGAGGGACAGUAAAUGAGAACAACAACAAGGAGGUGGGAGAUGCUGACAACAGUGAGGCAACUUCAGCUGCACCUGUAUCCAUUGCUCAGGAUGUGUCCUCCUCAAAGCUGCAAGAGGAGGCUACCAACUCCCAACCCACCACAGCUGUGGAAGCCUCCACCUCUGAGGGCACAGAGGAACCAACAGAUGUUGUGUAGUGUGUGUGUGUGUGUGUGUGUGUGUGUGUGUAUUUAGGCAAAGAGUUUCCUGAGUCUUCCUCUCCCCAUAGCUUCAUAACUCCUUUACAGUAAAUUCAGAAUACUUCCCUUUUGCAGCUUUUCUGUUACAGUAAGUUGAACAACUGCCUGUGAUGCUAGAUCUGUUGAUCAUAGCACUGAGCAUUUUUGGUUGAAAACAAUCAAUUGCUUCUGUAUUGCUCUGUUAUAUGUACAUAUCGAGUAUUAUAAUACAUUAAUUUUAUAACACACUUUUAGUGCAAGUCAGUUUAAGACUUACACACUUUACUUUUUGAGAUGUUUUGAUAGAUGUGACGUAUAUGUAACAACCCAAGGAAUAAAACAGAUUUUAACCUUAGCCUUGAAUUUAUAACUAUGUAACAUGUGUGUGAGAGGAACAGAGAGUGACAAAGAGAGAUCUGCUUGAUUAGCAAGCGGAGAAUGUGCCUCUUUUGGGCAGUGCUAUUCAAAGCAGAAAGAACACUCUCUUUCACCUCAGCCAGAGCUGACAAAGCCACACAAAAACCUAUUCAAAAAACCGAUAUGUGGUUGUUUCCGCCAUCCUGUGCAGAUAUUUGUUCAUCUACUUUCUUGUGAUGUCAUGAUGGAUGUGGACCUUUCAUUAAAAGUCUGAAUAGUUUGCCCCUUUUCAAUGCAGCUUCUGCUUCAGCUCCAGCUCAACUCCGAUAGCAAAGAGAGGAAAACACUGAGUUGUGGUAGCUCUGGGUGAUGUGCCGGUUUAGAGAUGGGUUGCAGCCAUCCUCGUGAAAGUAAAUGUCAAAUACUUCUCAGGCAGGAACUUAUUUAUGUAUUCUACAUCAAGUAUUCACAUUGAAUGCGGCAAAAUGAGAUAUCUGAAUGAUUUUUUUUUCCUGCGCUACUAUGUGGUAACACAGCUCAAACUGACAGCAUAGCAUGCUGUAUGACUGACAGUGAAAGUGAGGAUUUAACUUUAAGGCAAUGACUGGAUACAUGAAGUUCAAUCUCAGUGCAUGUGGCUGCUAGAAAUACAGACAGGCAAGAGAGGAAAGUACAUGGAGAGGUGGGCGACAAAAUAACAAAUGCAUUGCAAAGAGGUACUUUGUUUAUUUACAUGACAGCUGAGCAAAGACAAGCACCAAAUGAAUAGAAAAGCACAAGGACUCUCAGCUGCUGUGG
Messenger RNA from Scatophagus argus, 2219 nucleotides. Its product is annotated as mucin-5AC. The transcript has 2 exons. The record is from RefSeq and is a predicted model, not a curated record. Lineage: Eukaryota; Metazoa; Chordata; Actinopteri; Scatophagidae. Bases 273 to 1043 code for a protein of 256 amino acids.